Molecule: messenger RNA, 1084 nt
Organism: Hevea brasiliensis (rubber tree)
Lineage: Eukaryota; Viridiplantae; Streptophyta; Magnoliopsida; Malpighiales; Euphorbiaceae
Product: remorin
Exons: 5
Coding region: 363-887 (174 amino acids)
Source: RefSeq, a predicted model, not a curated record
AAAUCUAAAUCAUUCUCAUCAUCAUCAUCAUCAUCAUUCAGAAGAAUUAGGAUUAGUGGUUCUGUGAAAACAAAAAAAUCCAACAUUUCCCAUAGAGCCAGCCCGUUCACGCAUGGAAGUAGUCUGCCAUAGCCUGUAGGAUUUGUUUCCUGAUAAGCCCACAUCUGGCUUUGUCCAUACCCAACUUCCUUUUCUACCUACUACCACCACCACCAACAAUUUCUGCAGACACUUACCACUGUUUCUUUCUUUCUUUCUUUCUUCUCUUCUGUUUCCCUGUUUUUUCAAUUGGCAUCUAGCUCCGUUUGUUGUUCUUGUUACAAUAUUUCUGGGUCGCCGUGGCUAAGUUCAAAGAGUAUAUUAUGGGAGAAGGGGAUCCCAAGGAAGCUGAAUCUGACGCCUCCUCCUCUGUGCCUGCACCACCUCGAGAUCAGACGAUCCCUGCUCGAGAGCUGAAAGAAACUGCUGCCCCAGUUUCAAAUGAUCCUAAGACUGAGAUGACUUCAACUGACAGAGAUGCUGAGCUAGCAAAGGUUGAAUCAGAGAAAAGAUAUGCUUUAAUCAAGGCAUGGGAAGAAAACGAGAAGGCUAAAGUGGAGAACAAAACUCACAAAAAGCUCUCAGCUGUUGCAUCACAAGAGACUACCAAGAAAGCAUACGUGGACACAAAAAUAAAGAAGUAUGAGGAAAAGAUUGAAAAGAAGAAGGCCAAGUAUGCAGAGAAAAAGAAUAACAAAAUAGCAGAAAUCCACAGGGCAGCAGAAGAGAAGAGGGCAAUGAUUGAAGCAAAACGAGGUGAGCAAUGUCUCAAGGUAGAGGAAAUUGCAGCAACAUACCGUUCACUUGGGCAUAUGCCAAGGAGGUAUCUUGGUUGCUUUGGCAGCUGAAAUGUAUUAGCAAAUUCUAAAGAAUAAUAAAAUGAGAAAGAAGGGUUUCAGAAUUGAUUAUGCACCAUUCUUUAGCUUGUUUUGCUGGUGCUCUGCAAAUUAAAGUUGGUUUGGUGUCGUUGUUUAUGUACGGCAUGUCAGCUAUAGGUUCACCUAUGUAACAUUACCUAGGUCAUGGAAACAGGUUGUUAUUGGAA